Messenger RNA from Adineta steineri, 1101 nucleotides. Lineage: Eukaryota; Metazoa; Rotifera; Eurotatoria; Adinetida; Adinetidae. The record is from the annotation of a GenBank genome assembly.
AUGGGUAACAAUAACAGCAGCACACUUACAAUUAACCUUGAUCGAACUAAUCUAUUUUAUUUUACUGAUGAAGUCGUUUCGGGAACAGUCGCCUUAAAUAUCACCGAAGGAAAAGUUGAAGCAGAUGAAAUUUAUAUACAAAUGACUGGUGAAAUCGGUUAUACAACACAAAAACGAGUUGUCCGUGAUAGGAAUGGUCAUAUAAUAAUGACAGGAACAAUUACAAACAGUACUGAUCGCAUAACCUAUGAAACUGAAUAUCAUCAUAUUCCAUUUUAUUCUGCUAAAGCCAUCUUUGCACAUCCUAAAGCUGGACAAAAACAAGUAGUUUAUACUCAAGGAAAACAUCUGUGGCCAUUUGAAAUUCCCUUAACCAAUCAUCUACCACCAACAAUUAAUCAACCUGAAUCAUAUCCUCAUGUUCGAUAUUAUUUACAAGUUGUUAUUGAUAAACCAUGGUACAAACCAAAUACAAGAGAAACAAAAUAUAUAACAGUAUUUCCAAAAGUUAAUCUAUUACACAAUCCUCAAUAUUUACAAACCAUUACAUUUGGAAAUCAUAAUAGAAAAGAUAUAACAUUAACAGGAACUUUAAAUAAAUCAGCAUAUGUUCCUGGUGAAACUAUUCAUGUUACAUUCGAUAUUGAAAAUCCACAACGAGUUGUUAUUAAAAGUAUUGUUCUUUCAAUGUUACAAUCACAUCGAAUUGGACAAAAUUCUCGUGGAUAUAAUAUAUUUCAAACAACAUUACCAAAUAUUAUGAAAUCAAAAGAUCAACAUAUAAAACAAACAUAUGAUGUACAAAUCCCAUCGAUAACAUUACCACCAUCAUAUCAAUUUCAAGGAGGAAUUUCUAAAGUUGCUUUUGUUAAUAAUAAUUAUAUGCUUAAAUUUGUGGUUAAAGUUGAAGGAAUGUUUACUAAUUUUGAUAUUGAUAUACCAAUUGUUGUAGGUACAGAAGUAGAUUCUGACAAAAGUCAUCAACAUACAUUGAAUCCUUGGUUCAUUGCUGAUUCUUCAAAUGCUGAACAAUCGAUGUUUACCGAUCAUGAUCAUGAUGGACUACCUAGUUAUGAGACUGCUACGCAACAUACAAAAUAA